Molecule: messenger RNA, 683 nt
Organism: Raphanus sativus (radish)
Lineage: Eukaryota; Viridiplantae; Streptophyta; Magnoliopsida; Brassicales; Brassicaceae
Product: putative ethylene-responsive transcription factor ERF121
Exons: 2
Coding region: 21-458 (145 amino acids)
Biological process (GO): regulation of DNA-templated transcription
Molecular function (GO): DNA binding; DNA-binding transcription factor activity
Source: RefSeq, a predicted model, not a curated record
AUCAAUUUGAGCCCACAAGAAUGAAUAAUUCAGAAAAUUUUCAAUCUUAUGUUCAAAACGAAAAUCUCACCCCUGUUUCACAACCAUCUUACUUGACAAGAGACCAAGAGCAUGAGAUCAUCGUCUCUACCCUGCGACAAGUGAUAUCCAGCCCUGGUGGUGACACUUCUUCAUCAAACUGGAUCGCUAGUGAAGCUCUUCCACCUCCGGACGCUGGCCCUUGUCCUAUAUGCGGUGUCACCGGUUGCUACGGCUGCGCAUUCCCACGGCCCGUAGAGAUAACGAAGGAGAAGAAGCACAAAGGGGUGAGAAAGAAACCAUCAGGUAAAUGGUCGGCUGAGAUAUGGGAUCCAAGUAUAAAGGCAAGGAGGUGGCUUGGAACGUUUCCCACCUAUGAUAGGGCAGUGCAGUCUUAUGAAGAAGCACAAUAUGAGCUUGCCGGAAGAAGGUCGGCGUGAGGUUACUCACGGCGAAGGAGAACCCUUUACCAAUAGAUAUACGUAGAUGAUUUAAUUUGAUCAUCCCAUUUUUAAACCUAUUUGCUAAAACUUUUUUUUUUUGGUAAACACUAUUUGCUAAGACUUUGGAAUGUUAUAUGGUCUUGUUACUAAAAAUCAGACUUUAAAACUUGUAUCUUUUUCAUAUUUAUAAAUAUAGUCAUAUUCCCAAAACCACACUUGACA